Hippocampus zosterae (dwarf seahorse) is the source of this 6636-nucleotide messenger RNA. Its product is annotated as multiple PDZ domain protein. The transcript has 42 exons. NCBI's taxonomy places the organism in Eukaryota, Metazoa, Chordata, Actinopteri, Syngnathiformes, Syngnathidae. Gene Ontology annotation, molecular function: protein binding. Bases 227 to 5872 code for a protein of 1881 amino acids. The record is from RefSeq and is a predicted model, not a curated record.
CCUGCCGGAGCGUGUCUCUCUCUUCGCUAAGCGACCGCAGCAGGAUCGGGUUACGCUACGCCCCCUUUGUUUAUUAAACCCGGGUCAGUGCGCCGUUAGCCGGGGGACUACACAAGCUCGCGUUGGAGACCGUCCGCGGGGAAGCGAAUAUCCAUGCCUUGACGAGCGGAUCGAGUGUGAAAUUGCUUUUAAUGGGCAGAAAUCCCGCCCGGCCGGAGCUGUUAAAAUGAUUGAAACAAUGGACACACAGCGUGCCUUGCAGGCGGUGGAGCGGCUCCAGGCCAAGCUGAAGGAGCGGGGGGAGGUGCCCACCGAGGAGAAGCUCAGCUUGCUCAAGUCGGUUCUCCAGAGCCCCCUCUUCCACCAGAUCCUGGCCUUGCAAAAGUCCGUGCAGCAGCUCAAAGAGCAGGGCGGUGGUGAUCGCAUCACAGAAGCGCAACACAACGGCAGCCAUGUGGCACCUUUGGACAUCAGCGAUAGCAAACCCACAUGCGAUCAACUGGAUCAAACUAUUCAGACCAUGGCGCAGGGCCGCUACGUGGCACACGUGGACUUGCAGAAGCCAGCGUCGGGAGGUCUGGGAUUCAGCGUGGUGGGCUUGAAGAGCGAGAACCGAGGGGAGCUCGGCAUCUUCAUCCAGGAGAUCCAAGCGGGAAGUGUGGCGGACAGCGAUGGCAAGUUGAAGGAAGCCGACCAGAUUUUGGCCAUCAACGGUCAGCCACUGGAUCAGACGGUCACCCACCAGCAGGCCAUCGGCAUCCUACAGAGAGCAUCCGAGAAGGUGCAGCUCAUCGUGGCCCGGGGACCCAUACCUCAGCUCUGGCAGCAUGUGGAGACUAUCGAGCUGGUCAACGAUGGCACCGGCCUGGGUUUUGGUAUUGUCGGAGGGAAGACAACCGGCGUUAUUGUGAAAACGAUCCUUCCUGGAGGCAUCGCCGACCAGGACGGCCGCCUGAGAAGCGGCGACCACAUCCUAAGAAUCGGGGACACUGACCUGUACGGGAUGGGCAGCGAGCAGGUGGCGCAGGUGCUGCGGCAGUGCGGCAACCGGGUGAAGCUGGUCAUCACUCGGGGCCACGUGGACGAGAACCCCUCCGUCUCCGCGUCCACGCCGGCGUCGCGCCCCGCGGACAAGGGCGAGGAGAAAGAAGAAGAAGAAGAAGAAGGCGCGUUUGAUGUGAGCCUCAUCAAGAACACUCAGGGGCUGGGCAUCACAAUUGCCGGUUAUGUCGGGGAUAAAAAUGCAGAGCCCUCCGGUAUUUUCGUCAAGAGCAUCACAAAAGACAGCGCUGUAGAUCAAGACGGUCGUAUUCACGUGGGAGACCAGAUAGUGGCUGUGGAUGGCGUGGACAUCCAGGGAUACACCAACCAACAGGCCGUGGAAGUCCUCCGCCACACAGGUCAGGCCGUCCACCUGAAGCUGAUUCGCCGGGGAUUCCGGCCCGACGAGAUUCCACCUGCUGUGGCCCCCGUCGUCACCAUCCUGCCCCCAUCAGCUGCGGUCCUGAAGGAGCUCGACCUGGAGGGACCGCCGGAAAAUUACCAAGAUGAAAAGCAGCUGCAGACAUUGAACGAAGGACCCGCUGUCACGCCGGUUGUAGAUCAGCUGACACAAGAGAAUGAUGGUACAACAACACUGACACCCUUCCAGGAAGAGGAACUUGUAAAAAAGUGGCAAGAGAUUCUGGGCGCAAAUAAUGAAGUCGUCGUGGCUCAAGUGGAGAAAUACAGCGAGAGCAGCGGCCUGGGGAUCAGUCUGGAAGCCAACGGCGGCCAUCACUACAUCCGCUCUGUGCUGCCCGAAGGACCCGUCGGCCGCUGCGCCAAACUAUUCAGUGGGGAUGAACUAGUAGAGGUCAACGGUAUAUCCCUAAUCGGUGAGACCCACAAGGAGGUGGUCCGAAUCUUGAAGGAGCUUCCCCUGUGUGUGUACAUGACAUGCUGCAGACCUGCCCCUCACCUGCAGGCCGACAGUGACACUUCAAACCCACAAGUAGAAGCUUCCUCUGCCGGAUCGCCAUUAGAGCAGAAACAAACACACGACCUGAGUAGCGUCGACGCGGUGGAAACGACGGAGGCGACAAAUGAUCUGACUCCAGAGGCGACGGGGGCUACUUUUGCCAUGUGGGAGCUGGAGAUCCAAAAUAUUGAGCUGGAAAAAGGAGUAGGAGGGUUGGGAUUCAGCAUUCUCGACUACCAGGACCCACUGGACCCGGCAAAAACGGUCAUCGUGAUCCGCUCCCUGGUACCCAACGGCGUGGCCCAGCAGGACGGGCGACUGCUGCCGGGGGACCGACUGAUGUUCGUCAACGACACCAACCUGGAGAGCGCCAGCCUGGAAGACGCUGUCCAAGCUCUCAAGGGGGCUGAGCUGGGCAUGGUGCAGAUCGGGGUGGCCAAACCCCUUCCCGGGAUAAGUGGAGAUUCCUACUCACCGCAGCUUUAUGCUGGGCAGGAAGUCACGUCGCUGUCCACCAUCCGUUCGUUUGACUUCAGCAGUAGUUUACGACAAGACAGGGAUGAAGAUGAACUGCCCGGCGUGGUCCUUUUUCGGGCAGAGCCGGCAUUGGUGGACACCAGCGAAGUGGACGAAAAGGCACUUGAGCGUGCUUAUUAUGGCGAAGAGGACACUUUCCAGGCAUCGAUGAUUGCCCUUCACGGAAGUAGCUCGGACCUGGAAUUCCUGCAUACAUCCACACCCGAGAUUUCAAGUUAUCUCGACUUCGGGCAAGGCGGUUUUGACGAGGACCUAGCCACAGCCGACACCACAAAGGCCUUCGACUCCUUCAGGCCGUUUAAUGACCUCCAGAUCGCACCCAUAAUCCAGCCGGAACCGUCAGAAUUGGUUCAAUGUCACGCAGAAGAGCCCGCCAGCACUUUUGUGGAACAACCAAUCUCCAUGGAGGAGGAUGAGGAAGUCGACACGAGAGCAGACGCCGGCGACCGAGCGGCAAUCUCGGGGAGCAGUUUUGAACGGACGAUCACGGUUGUCAAGGGCAACUCCAGUCUUGGGAUGACGGUGAGCGCCAUGAAAGACGGUCUGGGGAUGCUGAUUCGAAGCAUCAUCCACGGCGGCUCCAUCAGUCGGGAUGGCCGCCUGGGUGUGGGUGACCUCAUCCUGGCCAUUAACGGGGAACCCACCGCCAAGCUGACCAACGCUCAGGCACGCGCCAUGCUGCGCAGGCACUCUCUUAUCGGAUCGGAUAUGGGAUCUGCUUGCUCACCAGAGGAUGAUCUGUGCCCAUUUUAUGUCAUCACGUACGUCCCGGCAGAAUAUCUCGAGGAGUAUAAGAGCAGCGUGGAGCAGAGGGACAAAGACGACGUCUUCUCUGAACCGCCGUUUGUUCCGCCUCCAAAGGAUGUUCCCAACCUUCCCGAGCGGGAGGAUGGUGAGGGUGAGGAGAGUGUGUCUUAUAGCAACUGGAAUCAACCGCGACUAGUGGAGCUCUUCAGACAGCCCAGCAAGUCCCUGGGCAUAAGCAUUGUCGGGGGCCGAGGGAUGGGCAGCCGGCUGAGCAACGGCGAGGUGAUGCGGGGCAUUUUCAUCAAGCACAUCCUGGAGGACAGUCCCGCCGGACACAACGGCACCUUGAAGACCGGAGACAGGAUUGUGGAAGUGGACGGCGUCGAUUUAAGGGACGCCAGUCACGAGGAGGCGGUGGAGGCCAUACGCAGGGCAGGCAAUCCCGUGUCCUUCCUGGUGCAGAGUAUUAUCCAGAAACCCAAGUCAUCAACAAGCGCCGAGUCCAUCGAGGAGAAUGCGCCAAUUCUACCCAGAGACAAGGAGGACAAGCCCAAGAAGCACGACGCUGCAAACGCGAUGCCCAGCAGCAUGGCCUUCGCCUUGCCGGUUAUGCCCCAUGUGGGGGAGACAGACACCGACACCCUGGCGGAGACGCUGACUCAGCCCCUUCAGGCUGAUGCGGGAGACGGGGAAGAAGAAGAAGAAGGAGAAGAAGAGGAGUUUGGGAACAACUGGGAGAGUAUCGUCCAGCGUUACGGCAGCCUCCCGGGCGCCCUGCACGCGAUCGAGCUAGAGAAGGGCAAGACGGGCCUGGGCCUCAGCCUGGCCGGCAACCGGGACCGCGCCCGCAUGAGCGUCUUUGUGGUGGGCAUCGAUCCCGCGGGGGCGGCCGGGACUGACGGACGCAUGCUUGUCGGGGAUGAGCUCCUCGAGAUUAAUGGACAGGUCCUCUAUGGCCAAAGCCACCAGAAUGCAUCUUCCAUUAUCAAAAGCUCCCCAUCUAAAGUCAAAAUCAUCUUUAUCAGGAACACAGGGGCCCUGGAGCAGAUGGCGGUGGGACCCGUGAGAGAAACGGAGGGAGACGCAGCCGAGUCCCGCGCGGAGGAAGACGUUGAGGUUGGUGAAAGGACCGCAGAGGACACGGUAACCAUGCAGGAAGGCCGCGCCGCAACUGUGAAUGGGGAAACCGAGGCGGCCGGUCUGCCCAGUAUGCUCGCCGUCAGCCGACCCGAAACAUCUUCAAGUCACAGUCGCUCGGCCAGCCCGACGACGCUGGCCUGCGACCCGGCCACGUGCCCCAUCAUCCCGGGCUGUGAGACCACCAUCGAGAUUUCCAAAGGACGGACGGGCCUGGGGCUCAGCAUCGUGGGGGGCUGUGACACUCUGCUGGGGGCCAUCAUCAUCCACGAGGUUUACGAAGAAGGUGCGGCUUCCAAGGAUGGCAGACUUUGGGCUGGAGAUCAAAUCCUGGAGGUGAACAGCAUCGACUUGCGCGCGGCGAGCCAUGACGAGGCCAUCAACGUGCUGCGGCAGACCCCGCAGCGAGUCCGGCUGAUCGUCUACAGGGACGAGGCCCAGUACAAGGAGGAGGACUUGUGGGACUCGUUCAUCGUGGAGCUGCACAAGAGGCCCGGUCAGGGACUUGGACUGAGCAUCGUGGGGAGGAGGAAUGACACGGGGGUUUUUGUGUCCGACAUCAUCAAAGGAGGCUUGGCGGACACGGACGGCCAACUGAUGCAGGGUGACCAGAUCUUGUCGGUCAACGGAGAAGAUGUUCGCUCCGCCACCCAGGAGGCAGUCGCCGGUCUCCUCAAGUGCUGCGUCGGCUCGCUGAAAAUGGACAUCGGGAGAUUUAAAGCGGGCCCCUUUCACUCGCAGCGAAGGCUGUCCCAAAGCAGCCAGGUUUCUCUUACCCAGAUGGAACAAACGAGUGAAUCCUGCACUUCCAAGGUGGCCUCAGGAAUCCUUUCCGGUGAUGCGGGUCAGCAGGUUCCUGAUCACCAGGACGUGAGAACGGCGGAGUUCACCAAAGGCCCCGGUGAUUCCCUGGGUGUCAGUAUAGCUGGCGGAGUGGGCAGCCCCUUGGGCAACAUACCCAUCUUCAUCGCCAUGAUGAACCCCGUUGGCCUAGCGGCGCAGACCCAAAAGCUCAUGGUGGGGGACCGGAUCAUCAGUAUCUGCGGCACUUCUACCGAAGGCAUGAGUCAUUCGCAAGCUGUCACUUUGCUCAAGAAUGCCACAGGGACAAUACAGCUGCAAGUGGUGGCGGGCGGGGAUAACACGGUGACUGGCGCAGCUCAGGAGCAGGCGGCCGGAGGCCUGCAGGUGCCCAGCUGCAUCUUCCAGGAUGACCUCAGCCCUCCUCAAUACAAGAGCAUCACGCUGGAAAGAGGUCCGGACGGGCUGGGCUUCAGCAUCGUCGGAGGCUACGGCAGCCCCCACGGAGACCUGCCCAUCUACGUCAAGACUGUUUUUGGCAAGGGGGCGGCGGCGGAAGACGGCCGCUUGAAGCGGGGUGACCAGAUCAUGGCGGUCAACGGGCAGCCGCUGGAGGGAGUCACGCACGAGGAGGCCGUGGGCAUCCUCAAGAGGACCAAAGGCAGCGUUACGCUCACCGUGCUGUCGUAGCCGCUUUGCAAACGGUCCCCCCGUGAGCGUUGACUGAAACUCUCGACGCAAUACGGUUUACAGUCAAUAGAGCCACGGGCUAAAUAAUCUGACGUCAUCAUUCCACUCCCAGUUUUGAGCACACACCGGACUUCAGAGUAUAGAGUUUAGUGCUGCUAAAUGUUUGUCAUGCAUUAAAUCAGUGUUGGAUUCACACACCCCCAACCCCCCUCCCCAACCCUUCCGAAAAGUAUUAGCGCAGACAACAGUGACACCAAGCCUGUGUGCCACUGUUUCUUUAAAGUCCCUGUAAAGUCAAAAUCAUUCUAACAUUUGUUUCUGUUUGAAAAUAAUUGCUGGAAACAUGCAAAGUAUGUAGAACUCAUUUUUUGAGCAUUAAACUGAUUCUCAUGAUUUUCAGUUUGUCAGAUUUUUUGGGGUGGGGUCGUGGUUAAAAUAGGGCUCAGUGGUGAUGCAUUUGGGGAUCAGCCAAUGAACUAACCCUCGCCCACUAUAUAAGAAAGGGGGAAAAUGAAAGUCAAACUUGUCAGCCAGAGUUGACUGCACCUUCAUCAUUUUUUGAAGCGUGAUCUGAAGAUUAUUUUCACUUCACAUGGAUUUUAACAAAAACAAAAAAUGUGUGCCGUCCUUGAUCUCAUGUCGCAUCUGUUGGCUGUCGUAACAACUUCAUUGUGACUUGAUAGGUGGCUCAAAAGAAUUCCAUUUAUUCACAGUCGCAUUCGAUUCAAUAACACGAUUAUUAUAAUAAAUUGAUUCAAUCCUUU